CCGAAUGUCUGUCGUCGUCGUCGUCGGGGGUCAAUUUAAAUUCAAUCAACGACAACGCACUUCAGAGAUGCUACAAAACAGAACGGAACUGGUCCCUUCCAUUCUUGAUUUGGCUUGCGUCGUCCUGACGGUCGUUUGAGAGGAGGCGGCUCCAGUUGUGGUAGUAGUUUCAAAUUAGUUUUGGACCUUAGGGAGAAUUUCAGUUCAUUCAUGAUAUCGCUCGCGGCAAGUAACGUGCGUUCCGGGGAAUCGCUUCAAUUUAAUGCACCACCGAAUCUCCGUACCUAAUCCAGUUUCCAUCGAGCAGCGGCAAAGGUGCAAGAAACAAAGUGUCUAUGCAAAUUAAUUACCCGAACUAAUCAUGAAGAAAGGCACGUUCCGCCAUUCGUUAGCGACAAUCCAGCCAACGCGGCCAAAGAUUCGAAUGGGAUUGCCCGCGACAACGACAACGCUCCUAGCUCUGUUCGGGACGAUUCUUUCGAUGUCGUCGCAAAUAUUUGCGGACCAGCUGCUGCCGCCGGGGGUAAUUCCGUUUCCGGUGCAGCGGCACAUCCAGGAACAGCCCUCGCAUCAGCUGCAGCAGGACAUAAUGGACUUUAUCGAUCUGGUUCCGUUCGACGAUGUGCACUCGCUGAUGCAGUACUACUAUCACUACGAUCCUGAGGUGGAAAGUGCCUUCGAUUACGUUAGCAGCGAAGACUAUUCGCAAAUAAAGGUGGAAAUUAUGAAGCUGAACGAGGUGCGAGAUUUUCGGCGCUAUCUGGACGGAAUCGGGUUCAGCGUCGAGGUGGUCUGGAAGGAACUCACCGAGCGGUUUCAGGUUGAUGACAUCUUUGCGGAACCGGACGAUUCCAUUCGCAGCUUAAACCUAACAACUCACGGACUUAACGGAAUGGUUGACGAUAUCCUGGCGCUGCUACCUCAGGAUGAGAUUAUUCUGCUGUUUUUCGACAAGCUGGAGACGAGUAAUGAUUUUUCUUACUUUUUCGAACAGAUUGGAAGUGGAGAAUUUGAAAACGUUCUCAAUAUGCUUCAGAGUUCCCAGCAGCUUAGGACUCUACUUUGGAGACUACAGAGACAUGGUUUCGAUAUUCCCGGCUGGAUACAACAAAUUCAAAGCCUCUGGAAUGUCAACGUCUUCACCGAAUCACUAAUAGGUUCAUAUGUUGUCGAGAUUAAUUGCGCGGAUGUGGAAACGACAAUUGUGGCUUCCCCAGCUGGACAAACAACCUUCCGAUUGAUGAUGACAAUUGUCAACAAAUUGAUUGCAGCCCGUAGGGUGAUAUUAAGAUAUUAAACGGUGACCACAAUACGAACAGAAGUGUAAUUGUCAAAUUAAUCAAGUGGGUUUAAAUUGACAAACACUUUUAAGUGCUUAGCGUUGAUUGCUCAAUCAAUAUUAAAUGUAAAAAGAUUUGGUCUAAAUCAAGAUAAAAAAUGACUUUUCUCAAAACCGU
Uranotaenia lowii is the source of this 1457-nucleotide messenger RNA. RefSeq names its product protein G12-like. NCBI's taxonomy places the organism in Eukaryota, Metazoa, Arthropoda, Insecta, Diptera, Culicidae. The transcript is spliced from 5 exons. The record is from RefSeq and is a predicted model, not a curated record. Bases 362 to 1297 code for a protein of 311 amino acids.